Messenger RNA from Solenopsis invicta (red fire ant), 2274 nucleotides. RefSeq names its product vacuolar protein sorting-associated protein 4 (gene Vps4). The transcript has 7 exons. Gene Ontology annotation, biological process: vacuole organization; endosomal transport. NCBI's taxonomy places the organism in Eukaryota, Metazoa, Arthropoda, Insecta, Hymenoptera, Formicidae. Bases 222 to 1544 code for a protein of 440 amino acids. Gene Ontology annotation, molecular function: ATP hydrolysis activity; ATP binding. The record is from RefSeq and is a predicted model, not a curated record.
UGAAACGCAUCGAUUUCCAGACCGACACACGACGGAAAACACGGAACUGGUUCUCCGAAGGGUAGGCUAGGCUAGAAGCCAAAAUGACGGCGAGUCUGCAGACUUGUUUAAGGGCAUCGUGAAUUUUACAGUGACAACAUUGUUCCAGGAAGAUUCUUUAACAGGCGCGAACAGCCUGUGUUGUGCACCCAACUUCUCAACAUCUUGAGAAGAAGCUGAGCAUGGCUUCGGCAAUACUGCAGAAAGCUAUAGAUCUGGUGACAAAAGCUACAGAGGAAGAUCGUAAUAAGAAUUAUGAGGAAGCUCUCAGGUUGUACGAGCAUGGAGUCGAAUACUUUUUACAUGCAAUUAAAUAUGAAACACAAGGAGACAAGGUGAAGGAAAGCAUAAGAGCAAAAUGUAUGCAGUAUUUAGAGAGAGCAGAAAAAUUAAAAGAGUAUUUGAAGAAGAAUAAGAAAAAGCCAGUUAAGGCUGGAGCAGAAAACUCCAAGAGCGAGGAUAAGAAGAGCGACAGUGGUGACAGUGAUACCGAUAGUGACCCCGAAAAGAAGAAAUUACAGAGCAAAUUGGAAGGCGUUAUAAUGAACGAAAACACAAAUGUUAAAUGGAGUGAUGUGAUUGGCCUCGAUGGAGCCAUAGAAGCUUUGAAAGAAGCUGUUAUUUUACCUAUGCACUUCCCACAUCUCUUUACUGGAAGACGCGUACCUUGGAAAGGUAUUCUGUUAUUCGGACCACCAGGGACUGGUAAAUCAUAUUUGGCAAAGGCAGUGGCGACGGAAGCAAAUCAAGCUACUUUCUUCUCUGCGUCAUCAUCAGAUUUAGUAAGUAAGUGGUUGGGAGAGUCAGAGAAGCUUGUAAAAAAUCUGUUUGAAUUAGCGCGGCAAAAGGAACGUAGCAUUAUAUUUAUCGAUGAAAUAGAUUCACUUUGUUCGUCACGUUCUGACAAUGAAUCAGAAUCCGCCAGGAGGAUAAAAACGGAAUUUCUAGUUCAAAUGCAAGGUGUAGGGAACCAUAAUGAGAAUAUACUUGUGCUGGGAGCGACCAACAUACCUUGGGUCUUGGAUUCUGCAAUUAGACGAAGAUUCGAAAAGAGAAUUUACAUUCCGUUGCCCGAAAAACAAGCACGCGCUGCUAUGUUCAAGCUCCACUUGGGUAAUACAUCACAUACUUUGACGGAGGAUGAUUUUAAGAAAUUGGCGGCCUCUACUGACGGUUACUCGGGAGCCGAUAUAAGUAUCAUUGUACGAGACGCCCUAAUGCAACCUAUUCGGCAAGUACAAACGGCUACACACUUCAAGCGUGUUAGAGGACCGUCGCCGAGAGAUCCUAAUGUUAUCGUCGACGAUUUACUCACUCCGUGCUCUCCCGGUGAUCCGGCUGCCAUAGAAAUGAAUUGGAUGGAAGUAGAUGGUGACAAAUUAUUCGAGCCAUCAGUUACCAUGAAAGAUAUGUUGAAAUCGCUAGCAACGACCCGUCCUACAGUGAAUGAAGAAGAUUUGACAAAAUUAGAGAAAUUUAAAGAAGAUUUUGGUCAAGAAGGUUGAGAGAGAUUCUUUAACUUUCUUAUAAUUAAGUAAACAGAUUUAUAAUUCAACAAAUAUUUUUAGUUAUAUAUGCUUGCCUUAUUCCUCUUACGAUAACACGCUUGAUAAUAUCUGUAUAAAUACGUUAUAUUCGGAAACGAGCUUUUUUCUCUCGUCUCCUUAUUUAGAUCUCUUCCUUUUUUUUAAGUGCAACAUCGGAUGCAAUCUGACAUCGUAAGCUUAUCGCUUAUUUAUUUACUGAAAAAAUGAAACAUAUGAAAUAAACCAUAUAUUUUGAGAUAAAAAAUUCUUAGACUUUUAUCAAGCAGUCGAAGAAGAGGUAGAUUAUUUUUUAUUGUAAAGUGCAAAGUAGAAAAAAUUUUGAUGGUCCAUUAUUUAUGAGAUAUAUGGCAUCUGUGUUUAAUGCAUUACUUAUAUAAUCACUACGAUAAAUACCUAACAAAUUAAUUGUAAAUCAUAGAUUUUAUAUAGUUACUUCUUAAUCACCUUUAAUUAUAGUUUUAAACACUCUUUGUGUAUUCUGUUGUUCGAUUCGAGUGGGCUUAUAAUGCGGAAUCAUUCGCGGAGUCGGAAUCGAAUCGCACGGUUAGCCAAUUUUUAAAAAUUCACUAACCGAGAUCGACGGAAUAACAAGCGUUAUGUAACAUACAUAUUAUUGAUACUCAGAUUACUGUUUUCAUGUAAAUUGUUUUUAUUGUUAACUAAAUAAAUAACAAGCUGUAUACUGAUA